GGCCUUGAAUAAAAUGUGCAAACACUGAAAGAAAUCAAUUAAUAAUCAAUGACCACCCAUGUGAUGAUGAUGAUGAUGAACAACAGAACAAAACUACAGCAACAGGCAGUGUAAAUGGUAGUUUUUGACGAAAAAUAAAAAAAUAAACGAUCGACAUCGAAUCGAAAAGGGAAAAACGAAAUUGUUGACAUUUUAUCAUCGCACUGUGAGCAGCCAUAAUCGUAACCAUUUUCGUCAUUUCGUUUCAUUUUGUGUACAUCAUCAUCAUCAUCAACAAGUGCAUAGUUAUAUAUAUAAAUCUUUUCUUUUUCUUACUUCGAAAAGACUACAAUAUUUUGACAAAAAAAAAUCUGAAAUAAAAUAACAAUAUGCCCGAAAUACGGCCAAUAUUUUAUUGGAUGCCUGAAAGUCCACCAUGUCGUACUGUGUAUGUUGUUGCAAAAAUGAUUGGCCUAAAAGAUUGGGAUAUUAAAUCGAUUGAUUUGACCAAAUUGGAACAAAUGUCUGAUGAUUAUCUAAAGAUAAAUCCAUUUCAUACGAUUCCCGGUUAUUUUGAACCACCAGAUUUUAAUCUUUAUGAAUCACGUACUAUUGCCCGAUAUAUUAUUGAAACAUAUCGGCCAGAAUCAUCAUUAUAUCCAAUGAAUGAUGUACGAAAACGAGCAAUGAUUAAUCGUUGUAUGGAUUAUGAAUUGGGUACAUUAUUUCGUGCCAUGAGUGAUGUUGUUCUUCCAAUAUUCAAACCAGGACAAGGUUUACCAAAUAAAGAAAAACUUUCACGUUUCAUUCAAGUAUUGGAAGAAUUUGAAAAAAAUCUUAAACAAAAUCAAUUAAAAUAUUUGGCCGGUGGUAACGAUAUAACAUUGGCCGAUUUGGCCACCUAUUUUACAUUGAUCAUGUGUGAAGCUGUUCCAGAAUUGAUUGAUUUAAGCCAUUAUCCAAAUCUUUAUUCAUGGUUGAAUCGUAUUGAUAAUUUUAUUAAAGAAUUGGAUUCCAAUAAAAACAAUGUUGAUGCUGGUGUACUUGUUAAAGCACAGGAAAAUUUCUGUACAUACGCUAAAUAUUGUCAACAACAAGCACAAGAACAAAAACGUUCUGAAUGAUGAUGAUGAAUGGAUAUAAAUUUU
Molecule: messenger RNA, 1127 nt
Organism: Dermatophagoides farinae (American house dust mite)
Lineage: Eukaryota; Metazoa; Arthropoda; Arachnida; Sarcoptiformes; Pyroglyphidae
Product: glutathione S-transferase D7
Biological process (GO): glutathione metabolic process
Molecular function (GO): glutathione transferase activity
Source: RefSeq, a predicted model, not a curated record